CUUUCUCUCACUAUAUCUCUAUACACACAAACCAAUCUUUCAAACAUUAUAUACUCUAAUCUUUCUCUUUCUCAUCUUCUCCAUGAGCUUCUAAAGAUAAAAAGCUUGACCCUUCUUUACUUAACCCUUGUUCUUUAAGAAAAAAGAAACAAAUAUUUUCUUCAUCUUUUAUAGCUUACCAAAUCAAAGAAAAGUAUCUCCUCUAGAAACCCUAAUUUUUUUUAAUGAAGAAUCAUCAAGAAGCGAUGAGUAGUAAUACCGAAGAAUCUCUAAAAUCUCUGUCGUUGGAUUACUUAAAUCUCCUAAUCAACGGUCAAGCUUUCUCCGACGUCACUUUCAACGUAGAAGGCCGACUAGUCCACGCUCACCGUUGCAUCUUAGCCGCACGUAGUCUCUUCUUCCGCAAAUUCUUUUGCGGAUCUGAUCCUUCACAAGCUGAUCCGGCUAACCAAACCGGGUCAGGGACUAGAGCAGCCGUUCUUGGAGCGGUCAUACCGGUUAACUCGGUCGGUUACGAAGUUUUCUUGCUUCUGCUUCAGUUCUUGUACAGUGGUCAAGUCUCUAUCGUACCGCAUAAGCACGAGCCAAGAUCGAAUUGUGGAGAUAGAGGAUGUUGGCACACGCAUUGCACUGCAGCUGUGGAUCUCUCUUUAGAUAUCUUAGCCGCGGCUCGUUAUUUUGGUGUUGAGCAGCUCGCGUUGCUUACUCAGAAACAUUUGACAAGCAUGGUGGAGAAAGCCUCAAUUGAAGACGUGAUGAAGGUACUAAUAGCUUCAAGAAAGCAUGACAUGCAUCAACUAUGGACCACUUGCUCCUACCUCGUCGCCAAAUCCGGUCUUCCAACAGAGAUUCUAGCCAAGCACAUCCCAAUCGAACUAGUAGCCAAAGUUGAGGACCUUCGUCUCAAAUCUUCCAUGCCUAUACGUUCCCUAAUGCCUCACCAACAUAACCUAACCUCAGCUCUAGACCUAGAGGACCAAAAGAUCAGGAGGAUGAGACGAGCAUUGGACUCAGCAGACGUCGAGCUCGUGAAGCUAAUGGUAAUGGGAGAAGGACUCAAUCUAGACGAGUCCUUGGCUUUGGUUUACGCCGUGGAGAAUUGUAGUAGAGAGGUUGUGAAGGCACUUCUUGAGCUUGGAGCAAUCGAUGUGAACUAUCCCGCGGGUCCCACCAGGAAAACCGCACUCCACAUUGCGGCUGAGAUGGUCUCACCAGACAUGGUGGCCGUCUUACUCGACCACCAUGCAGAUCCCAACGUUCAGACAGUUGAUGGUAUCACUCCUCUUGAUAUCCUUAGAACCCUAACGUCUGAUUUCUUGUUUAAGGGGACGGUUCCUGGAUUGACUCACGUUGAGCCUAAUAAGCUCAGGCUUUGUCUCGAGCUGGUCCAGUCAGCAGCAUUGGUGAUAUCUCGUGAAGAAGGGAACAAUAGUAAUAACGAUAACAACACCGUGAUGUACCCUAAAGAUGAACACAUGAGCGGAAGUGGUUUGGAUUCAAGAUUGGUUUAUCUUAAUCUUGGAGCUACAAAUCGAGAUCUUGGAGAUGAACAUAGGAAUCAAACGGAAGAAAUGAGCCUGCAUCAUCAUCAUGACCCGCCAAUGAUGUAUCAUCAUCAUAACCAUCACCAUUUUUAGGUUUUUAUAGCGGAUAUCUUUUAACUAUGAUAAUUUAAGACAUUGUAUUUUCAAGAGUUAGUUUAUUUGUUGUUAUGGACUUUUUAUGUGUAUGUGUAUAUGGAUUAUGGAUAUGCGAACAAUUUAAACUGUUGUAUUCCAUGAAGAGUGGAAGGAGGCGAUCAAGAUAAUUAGACCACUAACAAAAUGGUCAUUAGAAAGUGUAUUUUUAUAUGAAACGAA
Molecule: messenger RNA, 1859 nt
Organism: Eruca vesicaria subsp. sativa (arugula)
Lineage: Eukaryota; Viridiplantae; Streptophyta; Magnoliopsida; Brassicales; Brassicaceae
Source: the annotation of a GenBank genome assembly